This is a messenger RNA of Trichosurus vulpecula (common brushtail), 1873 nucleotides long. It is a transcript of the gene LIPC, whose product is annotated as lipase C, hepatic type. The record is from RefSeq and is a predicted model, not a curated record. Bases 257 to 1756 code for a protein of 499 amino acids. Gene Ontology annotation, biological process: lipid metabolic process. The transcript is spliced from 10 exons. Gene Ontology annotation, molecular function: apolipoprotein binding; triacylglycerol lipase activity. Lineage: Eukaryota; Metazoa; Chordata; Mammalia; Diprotodontia; Phalangeridae.
UUUUUAUUCUUGCCUCUGAUUAUCUCAGGUUCUGAAGCUUUACAGCUCCAGGCUUCUUUUCCUUUGCUGGUUUUGCAAUUCUUUCAGAUGGGGCCCUCAGGAAACCAAAUUUGAGCUAGCAAGCUAUCGUCUGACCUUUGACAAAAUUUCGAAAUGCAAAAUAUUAACUUCGAUCGGAUCCAUUCCUAAGCUGAACAAAUUGUUUGGCUACAGAAUUUAGCCAGGAGGCCUGUGUGCUAAAGGGGAGCCAAAAGAAAUGGAAAGUUCGCUGUGGGCUACACUUUUUUUACUCUUCUUCAUCCUUGUCCAAUUAAAUGCCUAUGGAAGAAGGUCCUAUCCAGAAGCAGCAGGGAGAAGCCCCCAGGACCUGGAAAUGGAGAAAAAGUCCCUCAAGAGAGAGACCAGGUUCCUCCUCUACUCCAGUGAAAAUGGUGACAGCUGCCAGAUUCACCUUCAUCAUGUAGACACACUUGACAAGUGCAGCUUCAAUUCAUCUCUCCCUCUGGUGAUCAUUGUCCACGGAUGGUCGGUGGAUGGCAUGUUGGAGAAAUGGAUUUGGGAAAUGGCAGCUGCACUGAAGUCUCAGAAAUCCAAUCAAGUGAACGUAAUCGUGGCCAACUGGAUCACCUUGGCAUACCAGCACUAUGCUAUUGCUGUCCGAAACACCCGAAGCGUUGGCCAGGAAAUUGCAGAUUUCCUGGAGUGGCUGGAGGAGGCUGUUCAAUUUUCCAGAAGCAAUGUUCAUCUAAUUGGGUACAGCCUUGGAGCUCAUGUCUCAGGAUUUGCUGGCAGCUAUAUUAAUGGUACAAACAAGAUUGGAAGAAUUACAGGGCUAGAUCCGGCUGGUCCCUUAUUUGAGGGGACAUCCCCCACUGAACGCCUGUCACCAGAUGAUGCUGAUUUUGUGGAUGCUAUUCACACAUUCACCCAGGAGCACAUGGGGCUGAGUGUGGGGAUCAAGCAGCCUGUGGCACAUUAUGACUUCUACCCCAACGGAGGCACCUUCCAGCCCGGUUGCCACUUCUUGCUCAUGUACAGAAACAUCGCACAGAAUGGCUUCUAUGGGAUCAAGCAGACCGUAAAAUGUGCCCAUGAAAGGUCGGUUCACCUCUUCAUUGACUCUAUCCUGCAUGCCCACCUGCAAAGCACAGCCUACUGGUGCAGCGACAUGAAUACCUUCAACAAGGGCUUGUGCCUGGACUGUAAGAAAGGCCGCUGUAACACCCUGGGCUACCACAUCAGGAAGCAGCGGCAGCAGAAAAGCAAAAAACUAUUCUUGGUCACGCAAGCACACACCCCUUUCAAAGUUUACCAUUACCAGUUCAAGAUCCAACUCAUCACACAGACUGAGAAACCUGUGGAGCCAACCUUCACCAUGACUCUAAUUGGGACUAAACAAGACACUCACAACCUUCCCAUCACUUUGGUUGAAGAAAUCACAGGCAAUAAAACCUACUCUUUUCUCAUCACACUGGAUUUGGAUAUUGGAGAGCUUACAGUGAUCAACUUCACAUGGAAAAAGACUGCAACGUGGGCGAAUGUGUGGGACACCUUCCACACGAUAAUUCCCUGGGCCACCGAACCACAGCAAACACAGUUAAUAAUAAAGCAGAUCCGAGUCAAAGCAGGAGAAACACAGAAAAAAAUGACAUUUUGUUCUCAAGACACAGAUGAUGUACAGCUUUAUCAAAACCAAGAAAAAACCUUUGUGAGAUGUGGAAAAGGUUCAAAAACACAGGAGCAAAAAUUGAUAUGAGCCUUAAUGAAGAUCCAUCCAUGAAGAAUAAAUUUAUACUUAUUGAUGUAGUAUAACUUCCCCAGUCAAAGUUUGAGAGUCAUGCAUAGAACAUGAAUAAAAUCUAAAUUAAAUUUU